CUUACCACAUCCUUGCCAAGUUGCCAAGAGCCCAAGAUGCCGCUCCUCGUCCUCUCUCCCGUCAAUCAUUAUCCGGCAAGUGCUGUGUCCAAAGGCCUCACUGUUUUCCUCCUCGCUCCUCCAAGCAUCCAUGGAGACCAUAACCUCAGUGCUUCGAAACCACCACUAUUACCUUCCCUCUACUGCUAUAGCCAACCAUUAUUGCCUUCCCUCUACUUCUGCGACCACUCUUCCCACAAUCCAUUUCCGCCGGGAAGCCGCCUGUCUCCAUCCGGAAACCGCCUUUAGAAGCCUGUGUGCUCAAUUUCCCACCACCCGAGCGGUUUCACAAUCUGCCCACCUGAGUCCACCAACUGCUGAUUCGCUGGUGAGGAUUGUCACAGUGGUUGGUGAUGGCUCUGUUAGCCCCCUUAAGAGCACGCCAUGGGAGGAAGUCAUGCAACAUACUGCAGAGAGGCUAAAAUGGGUCGAUGAGGGUUAUGAAAUGCUUGUAUUUACUGACAGAGCACUUAUAUCUGAUGGCAUGGAUCAAAAAAACCUAAGAAGAGCAUUGUUGCAUGGAGACAUAUUGUUGGUUGUGGCAGUUACAAGUCAAAAUUCCGUUAGCUGGCUUGACCGUAAUACUCAAGAAAUUCAAAAUGUGGUAUACCUCGACUCAUCUGGUGACCUUAAGAACAAAUUAGGAGGCAAAAUCGUGAAUACUGAUGCACAUGGAAGUUUUUUUGGUAAAGUUGCUAAUUUAGUGAAAGGGCCUGAAGAGAAGGAAUCAGGUGAAAUCCUUAAACGAGUGUCUGAGUCAUGGGCACGGAGAAAUGCAGAUGACAUAAGGUUUUGCUUGUUGGUACUCAUCAAUUCAUAUGUUAGACCUGUUCCAAUAUUGAAAAACCUUAGAGCGAAGGGUUUCUCCACUCUGAAUUGUAUGGUGAAGAACUGUGGGACUGAGAUUCUAAACUGCCUUUUUGAUCCCAGCUGCAGAAAGGCUCUUCAAUGCCUGAACAGCUGUGGCCCCACUGAUCAGGUCUGUAGUUAUCGCUGUAUUGCCUCAUAUGAGAGCAAAAACCUAGAAGCCUUUUCUCUCUGUGUUUUGGAAAAGCACAACUGCCUUGGAAUGACUGCAGAGAUCUCUUCAAAACCUUAUGUUCCACCACUUUCCAUCUUUAGAGGGGAACAGUUGACUCAUGAAGCUGCAGAAGAUAUUUUUGUGGGGUGGUUGGGAAGGUUAGAUUGGAGUUGGCGGGUGAUUGCAGGUCAGAACCCUGCAUAUGACCAGUUCCCUUGUCAGUAUCAGCUAUUUUAUAGAGGUAAAGCCCGAGGAUCAUUCUGGUAUGAGCCAGUCUUCAGGGUGAAGACCCUAAGUGGAGAAAUGUUAUGGAGAAGAAGGCGCUACCGCGUUAGGCGGAGUUCUAUACCUGGGACAUUCUUUUUCACUGUUUUAGAUAAUGGCGUUGUGUCAAAGGAGUUCUGGACUAUCGUGGAUGUGUGUGAUGAUUUGAGCUGGGCACUGUUCCAUUACAGUGGCGCAGCUCGAGCAGCUGGGCAGUCUUACACAGGGGCAGUCCUUGUCAGCCCUGAUGGGAGUUGCCCAUCCAAGUCAAGCAGCGAAAGUCUUGCUUCUGCAUUAGAGAGGUGCUGUAUCAAAGACUGGGAGCUCUAUGCAGUUGACAACCGGUCAUGUGAAGGUCCUCCUCUAGGGAUUCCUGAAGGUUCUAGCCUCCAUCAGACAAUUAAUGUAAAUGAUCUGAAACCAUUCUUCGUUUAAAUGCACAUUCACUCUCUAGAUCUACUAUUUGCAUGAUUUGGGAGUCUCAGGGCAAGGUUGAGUAAAAUGCCAAAAUAUCUUGUCGUCGCAUCUUCACAUAGAGCUAAGAACCGUGGCUGUGUAUGCUGAAAGUCAGUCUUUUUACGUGCCUGAGUUGAUGGUAACUUGUACCGCCAUCUGCUUCUUCUAUUUUUUUUUUCCCUUUUUGACAAAUCCCAGGUCUGAUAGGUAGUCCUAAGUCGUUGCUAUUGAAUCUUGUAAAUUGUGUAUGUUUUAGUUUGUCUGUUUGUGGAUUACAUUCUGAUCAACUAUUCUGAGCGAUGGCAUGGUAAGUUAUCCUCAUCAUGAGUUACUGAAAAGCAACAUAAAGCUGCUGCUUCCUGGAAGCUUGACGCUGCACUUCUGCAAAAUCUCGGGAACAGCGAUACUUGUUGAAAAAUCAACAAGUUCUCCUGUGAUUCUUUUUUUCAUGUCUGCCUUGCGCGUCAUAUGGUUCUUGUAAACCUUUAAUGUAAAGUGAAGACCUCCUCAUUUCCUGUGUCAUGGCAAAGUUUCAAUUUACAA
Messenger RNA from Nymphaea colorata (pocket water lily), 2323 nucleotides. Its product is annotated as violaxanthin de-epoxidase, chloroplastic. The record is from RefSeq and is a predicted model, not a curated record. Lineage: Eukaryota; Viridiplantae; Streptophyta; Magnoliopsida; Nymphaeales; Nymphaeaceae. The transcript is spliced from 2 exons. Gene Ontology annotation, biological process: xanthophyll cycle. Gene Ontology annotation, molecular function: violaxanthin de-epoxidase activity. Bases 131 to 1759 code for a protein of 542 amino acids.